Cyprinodon variegatus (sheepshead minnow) is the source of this 4919-nucleotide messenger RNA. RefSeq names its product family with sequence similarity 21 member C (gene washc2c). Lineage: Eukaryota; Metazoa; Chordata; Actinopteri; Cyprinodontiformes; Cyprinodontidae. The coding region runs from base 141 to 4475 and encodes 1444 amino acids. Gene Ontology annotation, molecular function: retromer complex binding; phosphatidylinositol phosphate binding. The record is from RefSeq and is a predicted model, not a curated record. Gene Ontology annotation, cellular component: WASH complex; early endosome. The transcript is spliced from 31 exons. Gene Ontology annotation, biological process: retrograde transport, endosome to Golgi; protein localization to endosome.
UGUCUGCAGACAGAACAUGGCUGACCUGUCAGAAGACCAAUGAGGGAAAGGCCAAAUUUUGCAUAAUCGAUCUUAUUUUUUUCCCUCGUUUCUGACCGCAGUUGUCCGUCUUGGGCAGCGUUUGACCCGAGAUACUCAAGAUGAGUGCUUUGCCAGAUGGAAUGGCAAAUGGCCCAAGCAGGAGUGAGGCUUUUAGCAAAGAUGCUCAGGUUUGGGAGAGACCGUGGAGUUUGGAGGAGAUACGACAACACAGCGCCAACUGGUCCUUAGCUGCUGACUCGGGGCUCUUCCUCUUCCUGCAAGACUUCUCUCACAGAAUGUUGUCAAAGACACAUGAGAUUGAAAAGCAGUUGGAUGGGCUCAUCCGGGACACCAAGGCCACCGACAGCCACCUGCACUCUGUCUUCAAUGAUUUUUUAAUGCUAUCUAAUACACAAUUCAUAGAAAACAGAGUGUAUGAUGAAGAGGUGGAGGAGACGAUCCCCAAAGCCGAUGCUCCGGAGAAGCAGCCUGAUCAGGAGAAGACACGAGAGCAGAAAGAGGCAGAGUUGAUUCCUAAGAUGCAGGAAGCCAUCAGUUACGGCCUAAAAGUACUGGAGUCAGCCUUUGAGCAUCUGGAUAUCAAAGCAGGGAACUCUGAGUCUGAGGACGAGGAAAUCCCAGACAAAGUGGAGUCCAUCCUGGAACCCAAGGAUCUCUACGCAGACAGGCCGCUGCCAUAUCUGAUUGGCUCCAGAGCCUUCAUGGAGCAAGACGAUGUGGGACUCGGUGACCUGUCGAGUGAUGAAAUGUCAGUCGAAAGCGACAGGGACAGUGUCAUUGACAGUGAAGAAGACCAAGAUGAACUUCACUCUGAUGAUGACUUUUCCCAGGAGGAACAGGAAACUCACAACAACAUUCAAAAGAAGAAGUCAUCUAUGAUUAGUUUUGAAGAAGAUGAAGAAGAGGAGGACGAGGAUUCAGACUUAUUUGAAAAAUCUGAUGAAGAUGAAGAUGUUUCCAAGAACACCCGCUCCUCAUCAUUUGCUGAGGAGUUAGCCGCCCGAAUCAAAGGGGAACAAGUUUCGAGGCAGGAUGGAGAUCGUGCAUCAUUAGCAUCUAAGAGGAAGAGUAAAAGCAGAAAAGAGCCAAAGCCCACAAAGCCAGAGGCUGAGGACGACAGUGAUGAUAUGUUUAAGCCUCCUAAGAUGGAUGAUCAUUAUGAUGAUGAAGAUGAUGACGAGUUCUCUCCAUUUGGAGGAAAAAGUGGCCUCUUCAGUGGAGGAAAGGGUCUCUUUGACGAUGAUGAUGAGGGUGAUCUUUUCUCUGAGGCACCAAAACCUGCUUUGGAAGAUAAACCAGUAAUAAAUAAAGACACAAAAAGCAAAGCUCCAACUCCAGAUAAGAAGAUUCCGGCUGGUGCGGUAUCAAUAUUUCCAGAUAACAGCCUGUUUGGUUCAGGACAAAACAACGACUCAGAGGAGAGAAAAGAGAACGGGACCCCAGCUGCCGGCACCAAAGCAUCUCCCAAACAAACUCCUGCACGGCCCAGUGCUGCGGGAAUCGGGGGACUGUUUGAUGAUGAGGAUGAAGAUGAUUUCUUUAGUGGCAAAACCCUGAAACAGUCCGACUCUGCUACACAGAAAAACCUUAAACCUAAAAGUUCAAUUGACCUUUUUGAUGAGGAUGAGGAUGAGGACAUUUUUAGUGGGAAGUUCAAAGCAGCGACUCCAACGCAAAGCAAGAGGGAGGAGGAGGCAAAGGAUUAUCCUGCAGAGAAAAAGAUGCCAGCUGGGGCUAAAUCCAUGUUUGGGCCUGCAACUAAAAGCCUGCUAAGUGAAGGCUUGAAAAAACGGCAGCAAUCCACCAGCGAGGGCUCUGAGAAAUCAGAAGAGAUUGCUGCUGCUGAUGUUGGAAAAGUUCCAGUAAAGCCAGCCGAAAAUCCUCAGCAUACGACCCUGUUCUCUGAUGAUGAAGAUUCUCAGUUAUUUCCAGGUAUCACCAAGAGCCAGUCUAAGCCUGAACCUACACAUGUGGCUAAAACCAGCAAGCCCCCGCUGUCAUUAUUUUACGAUGAGGAAGAAGAGGAUCUGUUUGCAUCUGCCUCCAGUUCGAAAGGCAAACCUUCCCAAGCUAAAGCCUCGGUACCACAUCCCACCAAAGCUACAUCCAGCUCCCUUUUUAGUGAUGAUGAGGAUCAGUGGAUGAAUUCAAACAGUAGCACAUCAAAGGCAGACAGUAAACCAGGAGGAAUAAAAACCAGCACCAGUGCCCCAUCUAAUCUCCCAAGCUCUAAAGUAUCUCCAAAUAGCAGUCUGUUUGACGACAAGGAUGAUGACGAUCUGUUUGCCCAGACAAAGACAUCAAGUCAAAAGAAGUCACAGAGGGUAUCGCUCCUGUUUGAAGAUGAAGGUGAUGAUGAUGAAGGAAAAGACCCUUUGUUUGGCAAUAAACCUGCAAACACUGGACCCCCACCUAAAAUACCUGCAGCCACGUCACAGUCCCUAAAGUCAGAGGAGGUUUCAGUGUUUGAGACCCCUGCAAAAAACAAACCUGAAGUUCAGCCGAAACCGGCUGAAAAGAAACCCGAACCACUGCCAACUGUGCCAUCACAAGAGAGCAAUGAAAUCCGAAAGAAGCCUGCUGGAGCAGUCAGUCUCUUUGGUGGCAUCGACGUUCUCGGCAACAAGCAGACAAAGGAUCCUCUGGACGAAGAAGAUGAGGAUGACAUCUUCCUCUCGAAAGGCAGCCCCCCACCAAUGUUUAGGACGGAGGAAAAGAAGCAAGACAAAGGCAAAACAAAAACUGUUAGCCUGUUUGAUGAGGAUGAGGAAGACGAAUCAGAAUGGAGUGAUCCAAUAUUUCCAGCCAGUAAGCCCACAGCAGGAGAAACACUAAAGCCCACAGAGGAGCAACAGCAGAAAACGAGCACAGGGGUUUUCCAGGAUGAAGAGCUGCUGUUCAGUCAAACGCAGCAGAAGGACAAUGACCCUGAUGUUGAUCUCUUUGCAGUUGCAGCAAAAACUGAGAACUCUAAGGUCAGUGCGGUGAAACCAGUAGCACACAGUCUGUUUUCAGAUGAUGAAGAAGAUGACAUUUUCAAAUCUGUCAAGGCAACUCCUCCCCCUCCGAAAGUUGCCAAGAAACCAAGUAACCCUCUUGAUAAAGCACCACUUGCAAGCCCAGAUCCUGUUUCAGAGAUUCAGAAAUCAGCAACAAGCCAUGUAAAACCUAAAGAUCCCUCAUCAAGGAUUGGGAAACUUCAAGCUAAUUUGAUGAUCAACCCUGCUGCUUUGCUCCCUGGUGCUGUGUCCAGCAUGUCAGGGACUCUGAGCUCUUCGUCUGGGGUGUCCAGCUCCAGCCUGAGCCCCAGCCCCGUAUCAACCCCCAUAGGAGCACAUGAAGAAAGUGAAGGGGGGGUGAGCUUUGAUACACCAGUCCAGGUCACAACCCUCCAGAGUGCACACAAGGACCGUGCAAAAGGUUCGGCUCUCCGAAGACCCCAGUCCAGAGCGGCAAGGCAGCAGGCGGUUAAAAAGUCGAUGGGAGACAAGGUUCAGGGCAAAGGAGAUGAUUUUGGGCCAAGUCCGAGUGUUUCCAGCUUAUUCGUACCCACAUCUGACGAGUCCAGCAACAAACCCAUAAGCCCAACAUCACCUUACUCAUCUCAACUUUCAACCUCACCCAUGCCCUCACUUUCACAACAGUCUUCCUCUCAGACCUCCUCCAGGCCCUCGGAGCUGUCACUGCCAGUAUCGGCAAACUCAGGAAGUAAAGACUUCAGUAAAGACAGCAUCAGUACGAAGAAACAACUAUUGUUAGAAGACGAUGACCUCUUUGGUUCAGACAGUCUUUUUGGGCCUAAAGCGGUCCUUAACAAUCCCCCCCCUAAAGAUACCACCAAGGCCAGUGAUCAAAAGGCUGCUAGUGAGGCAGCACUGAAGAAAGAAAAAGAUCCCAGCAGUCUUCCAUCUAUUUUUGAUGACAACACAGAUGACCUGUUCAAAAAGGUUAAACCGCAGUCUGUGACAAAGAAAGUUAAGACAUCGCCUUUUAUGGAUGACGAUGAUGAUGAUGACGACGACAUAUUUGGACUUAACAGCAGUAGCACUACUACACCCAAAACUAAUAAGAAAAUCAAGAAUGGCAGUAGUACUUCAACACCAGACAUUUUUCAGGACGAAGCCACCAUUGUGCCUAAAGCUGACAAGAAGCUCAAAGAGAAAAGCAUUGACGCUACCUUGUUUGACAACACUGUGGAUAUUUUUGCUGACCUGACAGACACUUUUAAACCAAAACAAAAGUCCAAACUAAAGGGAGAGACCAAGUCCAUAUUUGAUGAUGACAUGGAUGACAUUUUUACAACAAGCACAGCAAAGCCGGUGCCGAAGGCCCCUGAUAAAUCAGAGAGAACUCCACCAGCCAAGGAGACCAGUACUGCAUCGGAUGCCAGCAACAUAUUUGAUGACCCUCUUAAUGCUUUGGGUGGGAACUAAUGUGUUGGAGUGGCCUGAAUUUGUAUGAUUUUGGAUUUUUCUGCCUCUUCAUUAGGCGAUCAAGAAAAGAUAUCUGACGCACUGUUGAUAGUAUAUUUAUUGCUAUAAUAUCAUAUCAGUAUGUGGCUUAUUCGUGUCUGAUACAGACUAUAAUUAAUAUGAUUCCAUUCAUCUUUCAGCAGUUUGCAAAAUUAUCCUGGCAUCAUUGGUAAUAUAACUGCUUAGUCUUUAUAAUACAUUAUAGCACUUUAUAAGCAUACAUUAUGCUUAGUCUCAAGGCCUGCAGAAAUUAAGUUUUUGUUUAAUUUGAGUUUUGAGAUGUCAUGUCUUUAGUUUUGUGCCAUAUCAUUCAUAAUGUCUUAGUCAUUUUUGAAAAUGUUUUUAAGAAUUUCAUCCAUUUCCUAACUUUGACGAUGAUAAAGACGAUGAUUUUUUUUAAUGACU